UGUCAUGCCCUUACGCAUUUAGACGGCGAUCUAGCACUCUGGACAGUUGCAUCAGUUCCUGUGUGUGCGUGUAAAUGGCUGUGCCGUGGCUGCUCCACGCUACUUUUUAUUCCCAGGACGCAGAAUAGUCAUAAAUCCUCCUCUGCUAGGAAAGGCUGUGAUCAUAAUAAAGACGUCACCCUCCUGCUCGGGUUGGCUCAACCAAGCCAAGUGCGCAGCUAUUUGUAAGCUACAACAACAACAACCUCCAGCACCAUGCCCAUGGAUAACGUAGGGAUUUCUCUGAGAUCCCCUCGCCGUGCGAAGACGAUAUCUGCGUCAGAUCCAUAGCAGAUACAGCCUUUAAAUUGCUCUGGGAUCUCUGUAGCCUACCAUAAAAAAAACAAAAAACAAACAAACAAACAGGGACUUGAUCGCGUUGCGGGCUCCUGUCGCAACAAAUAGGACGCAAGCCGUGGAUUUAAAGAGUCAUGGAGGAAACAGCUGCUGCAGCACCAGCUCCUGGCACCGGUGCUACCCCACCAAACCCAAGACCUCAGCCUUCCUCUUUUGCACCCUCCCGCAGCCUGCUAGAGUGGAGACGAAGAGUCAAGUCUGAGUAUAUGCGGCUUCGACAGUUAAAACGCCUUAAAAAAGCAGAGGAGGUCAAGACCCUGUUCAUGUCCAACAGGCAAAAGAUAGAGCAGCAGACAAAUCUCCUAAAUGCAGAGUGGUCCAAGCUCAGGAUUCAGUCCAUCCCUCUGUCAACUUCUAGUGGAGCUCUGGCCAGCAAGAAGAUGUGUACAGUGGAAUUUGGUUUCCCAGGAUUCAAAGCUCAAGCGAUUGCAAUGAGACCACUGUCAAUAGUGGCAGGAAUCCCCUUCAUGUACUCCUGGUCACCUCUGCAGCACAACUUUAUGGUAGAGGAUGAGACGUUCCUUCACAACAUCCCGUACAUGGGCGAUGAGGUACUGGAACAGGACGAGGCUUUCCUGGAGGAACUCAUUGACAACUAUGAUGGUGUCCAUGGUGACAGAGAGGGAGGUUUCAUCAGCGAUGAGAUCUUUAAAGAGCUGGUGGAGGCCUUGAGCCAGUACUCUGACCACGAGGAGGAGGAAGAGGAAGAAGUGGCUGCAGCAGAGGGGAUGGGAAAGAAGGAAGACGAGAGAGCGAUGAGGAGGAGCUCAGUGGAGGGUGCAGAAGAGACCAAACCUGGUACUGCUGCAUUUAUCAGGAGAAAGAGGAGGAGCACUGCUGAGGUGAGGGACUUGUCCAGCAACAAGAAGGUCCCCAACGAUAAGAUAUUUACAGCCAUCGCCUCAAUGUUUCCUUACAAGGGCACCAUGGAGGAGCUGAAGGAAAAGUACAAGGACCUCUUGGAGCCCCCGAGCCCGGUGAAGCUGCCCCCCCUCUGCACCCCCAACCUGGAUGGACCUUUUGCUAAGUCUGUGCAGCGGGAGCAGUCAUUACACUCCUUCCACACGCUCUUCUGCAGACGUUGCUUCAAAUACGACUGUUUCCUCCACCCUUUCCAUGCUACACCCAAUGUUUACAAGAGGAAGAGUAAGGAGAUCCACAUGGAGACUGAACCAUGUGGCGUAGACUGCUUCCUGUUACAGAAAGGGGCUAAAGAGUUUGUGGACCAGAAUAUGUUACGAUCACAGAGGUCUCGGAGACGCCGGAAGCAGCAGCGUCCCACCAGCUCCAGCUGCCCUGGACCAUCUGGGUCUGCUGAGGAAGGCAAACAGGGCGACAGUGACCACGAAACCACCUCCUCAUCAGAGGGGAAUUCACGGUGCCAGACUCCCACCAAGCUACGUCCAGGAGAUGAUGACGGGGCGCAGCAGGCAUGCUGUGUGGUCCAGUGGAGCGGGGCAGAGGAGUCACUCUUCAGGGUGCUACACGGCACCUACUUCAACAACUUCUGCUCAAUCGCACGCCUCAUCGGUACAAAGAACUGCAAGGAGGUGUAUGAGUUUGCAGUGAAGGAGGUCCUGAUCCAUCGUGUUCCUUUGGUCGAUGGAGGCAUCUCGCCCCAAAAGAAGAAAAGGAAACACAGGUUAUGGGCAAAGAUUCAGCUAAAGAAAGAUAACUCGUCCAAUCAGGUGUACAACUACCAGCCAUGUGAUCACCCUGACCAUCCGUGCGACAGCUCCUGCCCGUGUGUGAUGACCCAGAAUUUCUGCGAGAAGUUCUGCCAGUGCGAGCACGAGUGCCAGAACCGCUUCCCAGGAUGCAGGUGUAAAACCCAGUGCAACACUAAACAGUGUCCCUGCUACCUAGCUGUGAGGGAGUGUGACCCAGAUCUGUGCAUGACCUGCGGCGCCGCAGACCACUGGGACAGCAAAGGGGUCUCCUGUAAGAACUGCAGCAUCCAGAGAGGCUUAAAAAAGCACCUGCUUUUGGCUCCAUCAGAUGUCGCCGGAUGGGGCACCUUCAUCAAAGAACCAGUUCAGAAGAAUGAGUUCAUCUCUGAAUACUGCGGAGAGCUGAUCUCCCAGGAUGAAGCGGACCGACGUGGAAGGAUCUAUGACAAAUACAUGUCUAGUUUCCUUUUCAACUUAAACAAUGUAGACUUUGUUGUGGAUGCCACACGAAAGGGGAAUAAAAUCCGCUUUGCAAAUCAUUCCGUUAAUCCCAACUGUUACGCAAAAGUGGUAAUGGUGAACGGAGACCACCGCAUUGGAAUCUUUGCCAAACGUGCUAUUCUGCAAGGAGAGGAGCUCUUCUUUGACUAUAGGUAGAGUCACAGGCCUUUUUGUGACUCUCCAUCAGCUUCAAAAUACAGCCAAGCCGAUGCCCUCAAAUAUGUGGGGAUAGAGAGGGAGGUAGACAUGACUUAGCUACACCUGCUGCCUACCUCCAUAACCUGCCCUGAACUCCUCAGCCACCCACUAAUGCUUCUGUCUGUCUCUAAAGUGUCACAUCUAGCUGGCAAGUUUCUAUGAACAUUCGCUGUCUCUACCCCCUCUGCUGCACUUCCAAAAAUAGUCCCUCCCCGCUGCUUACAGGUGCCCCUGCUCCGCAAACAUCAUACCAUCCGUCAGCCCUCCCUCUGAUCUGCCCAAACCCAUCCACAUACCUGCAAGACUGUAUACGCCAAGCUUAUGAAACUAAACUAUUUAAAGUGGAAAUACUAUUAAUCUGUAUCGCUUACCGCACCAAGAGGAUUACGUUUUGUUUUUUGUUAUUUUCUUUAUCGAACCAUCUUGUCGAAGCAAAGAGGCCGUGAUAACCCAACAUACAGUGUGUUACUCUCUCAGCUGUUUUGUUACUGUACUUAUAGACCGGCUUUUGUUUGAUCUCUCAAUACGUAAUGCAAGCUUUUACAUCGUACAUAAUAAUGAUCAGUGAAAUGCAUGUGCUGUCUCUUGGAUAAACAAACCAUUAAACCAUGUUAGCCACAGCAUUAGUUUCAGUCAGAUGCUGUUCUCUGCAGUCACUGAGUAUUGGAGUGUGUUGUUACCCAGUGCCUCUUCUUCAGAGGAACCUUUGAAGAACAGGCAGGUUUGAUAGCUCGGUAUGUUCUUCUAUGAUCGGCGGCUAGCAUCACCACCACAUCUUUAUGGUGAAAUAAGUUGUUGUGCAUUUAUAUCAUUGUUCUGCAAAAAAAAAUAGGCAACCAGACAAGAAACCGACUGACUGAAUGUAACUUGUAGAUGAUGGUGAAGAGAUCUCAUCCCUCUUUUCAUUUUACACAUUAAUCCAACCUGUUGGUACUCUGAGCAACGUAUAUGCACAUCAAACAUUUCAUUAUCAUGUUUACAUGAUCUGGAGGCCUUCACACUUUGGGAAAUGUUUAAUAAAUUAACCAGUCACAGUAAAUGUCUUCCUUUUUAAAAAAACAAACAAACAUAUAAGUGCCAAAUGAUUCUACACAGAAAAAGGCUGAAACAGUGUGGAUGUGUUGCAUAAUUAACAGGUGUGCGUUUAAAAGUAACCUUUGCAAGGUUUUGACCAUGGGAAAAGCAAAAUUAUCAGUGUUUGACCAAAUAUCAAAAGUCCCCCACAUGUGAAUGUAAAUUAUCAUUUAUCAUCUUUGUUUUUUU
Molecule: messenger RNA, 4028 nt
Organism: Larimichthys crocea (large yellow croaker)
Lineage: Eukaryota; Metazoa; Chordata; Actinopteri; Sciaenidae
Gene: ezh1
Product: enhancer of zeste 1 polycomb repressive complex 2 subunit
Exons: 20
Coding region: 471-2723 (750 amino acids)
Biological process (GO): heterochromatin formation
Cellular component (GO): ESC/E(Z) complex; nucleus
Molecular function (GO): histone H3K27 methyltransferase activity; chromatin binding; protein binding
Source: RefSeq, a predicted model, not a curated record